AUGUCAAGUCGCUACCAUUUGUCGUCCGCGCCGGAUUCGUCGCCGGCAGAAGCCGCCAAGUACGUUCAUCCCGUUUCCGCUCGCGUGCUGCACGCCGCGCCAUUUCUUGGGUACAUCCCGGUCUUCAGCGUGACUCUCAGGUCAUUCCACCCCAAAUUUGUGCUUGCGAUUUGCUUGCAGCGCUUGUUCGAGAAGGGCCUCGCCAAUGGACUGAUGCGACUGUCGAUCCAGCCGGUGCUGACGGGCCGCUACGGACUCACUGGCGCCGUGUACCAGCGCCUGUCCACCCUCUACACGCUGGGUUGGGCCAUCAACGCAUUUAUCACCGUCAUGGCGGACACGUUUGCGCUGUUUGGGUACACAAAACGGUGGUACGGCGUAUUGUCGGCGGUGGGCGGCGGCGUGUUCGCGCUGCUGUACGGGCUUCUGCCGGCGAAGGAGUCGAGCGCGAAGCCUGCCGCCAUCUUCAUGUUCUUGACGGCACUGUUCAUGAGCAACAUCGACGUCUUCGCUGUCGCGUUGUACAGCGAGCAAAUCCGCUGUCGCCCAGCUGCCGGGCCAGCACUGGUGAGCUGGAUGUGGGGCACGGCGCUUAUCGGUAUUAUGAUCUCCAGCAUAAUUCAAGGUCCCCUCUCCGACAAUGGGUUAACUCACUUUGGUGUGUACAUGACAGCCGCAAUCCUGCUGUUAUCGGGCCUACUGUUUGUGUUCAACCUGUUCGAGGAGCGACGGAACUGUGCAGCCCGCUUGGAGGACGCCAAGGUGGAGUUUCUCCAGAACGCCAAGAACACGAGCAUCGACGGCACGGCCGGCCUGCCGCCAUCACCGCAGAAGCGAGAUGCGAAGCUGACCGCUGAUAGUAACAUCAACGAAGAGGAUGACGAGGAGGAGGCAGCCGCGAUGGAUGCGCGAGGCUUCGUGCGGCCGCACGUGGACACCUACCUCUGCGGCGCCGUGGAAGUGAACCGAGACGUCAUGCUGCGCUACUGGCGGAUGGCACUGUUUUGCCUGAUCCUCACACUCGGUGUGAUAGCGAACGCAGUCGUGAACAUCUUUGGCACGCGGUGGGACAUUAUGUAUGCCUGCAUCACCGUGGCGGUGGUGGUGUGCGUCAGCUCCUUCUUCACGUUGCCGCUGGCCGUUGCAAAAGUUGUGGUGUUCAUGUAUUUCAAUGCCAUCUUGUAUGUGAACCUCCCAGGCGUGCUGAACACCUUCUACGUGGCAAAGCCAGCAUGCCUCCCCGAUGGGCCGCACUUUUCGUACACGUUCUACAACGCCAUGAAUGGCAUUCUGGGUAAUAUUGCCGGCAUCAGUGGCACUAUGGUGUUCGCGCACCUGUUUCCUAACCACAGCUACCGGUUUGUCAUGAGCCUCUCCGCUGUUCUGUUGCCGGCCGCCUCUAUGUUCGAUCUGAUCAUCUUGAAACGCUGGAACCUGGCCAUUGGUAUCCCUGAUCACGCCAUGUACAUUUUUGGUGACGCCAUCAUCUACGAAGCAUGUGAUAUGCUCCUCAACAUGCCCAUGAUGAUGCUCAUGUGCCGCAUUGCGCCGUGUGGGGCUGAGUCGAUGGUGUUUGCGCUCCUCGCGAGUAUUUACCACCUUGGCACCUCGACUUCGUCCGCCAUAGGUUACCUGCUGAUGGAAACGAUUUGGCCGGUUGUCACGACAGGCACGUGUGACUACAGCAACGCGCCGUGGCUGGUGAUCACUGGGCACAUCGUCACACCUGUUCUCAUCUUCCCCCUGGCUUACGUUCUCCUCCCAUCGGCGCGCAUCAGUGACCACAUUGACCACACGGGUCGAAAGGUAAGGGAGGUAGAGCUCUCAGAGCGGAGUGCUGAAGCGGCUGAGGAGCCGGUUUCUAUCCCAACGAGGCCACGCAGCUAG
Molecule: messenger RNA, 1887 nt
Organism: Leishmania braziliensis MHOM/BR/75/M2904
Lineage: Eukaryota; Euglenozoa; Kinetoplastea; Trypanosomatida; Trypanosomatidae
Gene: BT1
Product: putative biopterin transporter
Exons: 1
Coding region: 1-1887 (628 amino acids)
Cellular component (GO): membrane
Source: RefSeq, a predicted model, not a curated record